AUGGACUUGCCCUUCCGCUCUCCACUCCACGGUGGCUUGCUGCGACCGGGACCUGUGCUCCCAAGGAGUCGAGGACCCGUGGUUUUGAGGUCCAAGCGUGACGUGGAGGUGCGGCACCGGAAACGGGACCGAGAGAUCCUGAGUUUGGCUUGGCCAGCGGUGCUGGGUGCCUCCAUUGACCCCGUGCUCUCGCUGCUGGACACCUACUGGGUCUCCAGAUGCUUGGGCAUGGUGGCACUCGCGGCCUUGGGCCCAGCACUGAACGUGGAGGAUUGGAUGUUUGACAUUUUGAAGACGGUCCAGGUGCCGGUGAGAUCCUUGACCUCUGAGGCGGUGGCCGCUAAGAAGCCGCAAGAUGUCCUGCAAACCUUAACACAGGCACUGUGUUUCUGCUGGCGGGUGGGUCUGGUUGUCGCACUCAUGGGAUCAGUGCUGGCACCGCUUCUCUUGAGACUCUCCUCGGUUGAGGCUUCGUCCCCCUUGCUUGAGCCAGCAAAGGCUUACCUGGUUCCUCGGCUGUGGGGUUCGCCCGGGCUUUUGACGCUGAUCGUCUUGCAGGCCACGUUAUCCGGAGCCUUCCGAGAUACCACAGCAGUCCUCCGCUUGGUCUUGCUGGGUGCCUUCCUCAACGCUGUCCUGACGCCACUGGCAGUGGUCGGAAUGCACGGCGGCACGGCAGGUGCUGCUUGGGCUACCACGGUUUCCUGCUACGCCUCUGCAGUGUGCGCCUGGAUCAUGGUGGCCCGGCGCCCGGGCGGGCCAUGGCUGCCGCAGCCGCGGAAGCUUUUUGCCACAGCCUUCCUGGGAAAGGAAGUGGAAGGCGAAAGCAAGGGAUGGGGAAAGCUCUUGGCCGCCAACGCCGCGAUGACCUUGCGAAGCUUCUCAUCGCUGACGACCUGGCUGGUGGCCUGUUCCAUCAUCACGAAGAUUGGUGUUGCACCGUUGGCCGCUCACACCUGCAUGACCAAGACCUUCCUCUCCUUCCUCUAUUGGAUGUACGGCUUCCAAUUGGCCUCCCAAGUCUUGGUGAGCGCCGACGUGGCCAAAGGAUUGCCCCGUCGCGCGCGCUGGACGGCGCUGCGCGCCAUGCGCAUGGCCAUGCUGGUGGCCUCCGCCACGGCGCUGGCGCUCUGGGUGGGUCGCGAGUCGAUUGCGGCGGCUUUGGUGAGAGAUCUCUUGGUCAUCCAAUCCUUCGAGACGCUGGUGCCACCGGCGAUGGCCAUGCUUUUGAUCUACGGCGCGAUGUGGGUCGCAGAAGGAGUAUUGUAUGGUUUGGGGGACUACGCCUGGGCAGCCAAAUGCACCAGCUUCGCUGCCAGCGCGGCUAUCUUGGUGAUGCUGCUGCUCUCCCGGGUGCAGCCGACCGCUCCUCACAUUUGGUGGAGCUUGAACGUCCUCAUGUCCAUCCGUGCGAUCUUCGGCCUCCAUCGUGCAUUCUUCAGUAAGCGCUCGCCUUUGUCGUCCAAAGCAGCGAUGGCGAGUGAGAUCACGCAAUGA
This is a messenger RNA of Durusdinium trenchii, 1497 nucleotides long. Lineage: Eukaryota; Dinophyceae; Suessiales; Symbiodiniaceae. The record is from the annotation of a GenBank genome assembly.